CUUUACGGAAGCACCGGACUUCAGGGCGGCGUUGCUCCCAUUCCUGACACCAGUAAGGAUAGUGCCGAGGUGAAGAAGUUCAAGGAGGUCAACGGCCAAGAUGCAGAUGCCAGCCUUGGUGUGUAUCUCGACUUUGACAGCGUCGAUGAGCCGCAACCCAUUCGCGGUGCUUUCGGUGGCACUGAUGCAGGCCCUCGCACCUUUGAAUACGAAAAGUUAAACCCGGAUCUCUUCGCCGCUCCUGGCACAGACUCUGGUGCUGUCCCAAACGCCGUUUGGCCCCUUGGCCUUUCUCACAACCGCCCAGGUGCUUCUGGUAGAGCUGGUUGGGCUCGUCAGCAAAACACUGCUGUGCUUCCCAUUGCAAAGGAUAUGGCUGGUGUCGAUAUGAAGCUGGAGCCUAACGCCUACCGCGAGCUCCACUGGCACACUGCUGGCGAAUGGUCCUUGAUUCUCAAGGGUUGUGUUCGAGUUGCGGCUAUCAACGACGAGUCCCAGAGCUUUGUCGACGAUCUUUGCGAGGGUGAUGUUUGGUUCUUCCCCGCUGGUGUUCCUCAUUCCAUCCAGGCAUUCGAGAACGGAGCCGAGUUUUUGCUUGUUUUCGACCAGGGCGACUUUGAUGAGAACGGGACUUUCCUCAUCACUGAAAUGUUUGCGCGCACUCCUCGCUCCGUUCUGUCCAAGAACUUCCGCGCCCCCGUCGAUAGCUUCAAGAACCUGCCAGAAAAUCAGCUCUACAUCUUCAACGGAACGCCCCAGCCCAAAGACAUUAGCAAACAAAACAUUACCGCCCCUGGAGGCUUCCUGAGCGGCCCCAACGGCUACACCUAUCACUGGUCCCAGCAAAAGGCGUACGAAGUGCCUGGUGGCUCCGUCAAGAUUCUGGACCCAACGACAUUCCCCAUUGCCGCCAAAUUCUCCGCUGCUCUUGUCACUAUCCAGCCUGGUGCUAUGCGAGAACUCCACUGGCAUACCACCUCGGACGAGUGGGACUACUUCCUUCAGGGCUCUGGCCGUGCUACCAUCUAUGCUGCGCCGAGUGCUGCCAACACUUUCGACUUCACCGCUGGCGACGUUGGAUAUAUCCCUCAGGCUGAUGCCCACUAUAUCGAAAACACAGGCACUGAGGACCUCAUCUUCCUUGAGGUCCUGCAGGCUCCAAAGUUCUCUGAUAUCUCUGUCGCUCAGUGGCUUGCUUUAACGCCAGAGCAGACGAUCAUUGACCACUUGAACAUCUCGGCUGAGGUCCUCGAGGCCCUACCCAAGGAAAAGACAAUUAUCAAGACCGGUAACGCCAAUCUCACUGAGGUUGUCAAGACUGGCAAGGCGUAUUAA
Molecule: messenger RNA, 1335 nt
Organism: Trichoderma reesei QM6a
Lineage: Eukaryota; Fungi; Ascomycota; Sordariomycetes; Hypocreales; Hypocreaceae
Product: oxalate decarboxylase
Exons: 1
Biological process (GO): oxalate metabolic process
Source: RefSeq, a predicted model, not a curated record